AUGAAGGAAUUAGCAUUGUUAGAUAAGAAUGGCCGUCGUGGAGGCAUCUCUUCCGGUGCGGGAAAACGCUACGAUGGAAAUUUUACUUCAAAGGUCUUUUUCGCUUGCUCUGUUGCGGCUUCGGGUGGAUUAAUCUUUGGUUAUGAUCUUGGGAUUUCUGGUGGAGUUACAUCCAUGGAUCCUUUUCUAGAAAAGUUCUUCCCGAAUGUUUAUAGGAAACAAGUAUCUGUCCAACCUUCGGACGAUCAAUACUGUAAGUUUGACAGCCAAAUAUUAACGUUGUUUACAUCUUCGUUAUAUUUGGCUGCUCUUCUCUCAUCCAUGACAGCAUCUCGGAUAACCCGAGGACUUGGGAGGAAGAAGACGAUGAUGUUCGGAGGUUUACUUUUCACCAUCGGCGCCAUUCUCAACGGCUUUGCUAGAAGCGUACCCAUGCUUAUUAUUGGCCGUGUGUUGCUGGGUUUUGGCAUUGGAUUUGCCAAUCAGUCUGUUCCGAUCUACUUAUCUGAGAUAGCUCCCUUCAAAUACCGAGGAGCUUUGAACAUUAUGUUCCAAUUGUCAAUCACCAUUGGUAUAUUAGUUGCCAACUUGUUGAACUACUUCACUGCUAAGAUCGAAGGUGGAUGGGGUUGGCGAGUAAGCUUGGGUGGAGCCGUCGUCCCUGGUUUGAUAUUUUCCAUUGGUUGUCUCUUCCUCUCGGACUCGCCCAACUCGUUGCUCGAACGCAACAAAUUGGUGGAGGCUAAAGAUCUUCUGAGAAAGAUCCGUGGCAUCGAAAAUGUUGAUGAAGAGUUCAAAGAUUUGGCAAAGGCCAGUGAGGCAGCCAAGUUGGUUCAAAGCCCUUGGAGAGAUAUUGUAAGCAGAAAGUACAGGCCUCAGCUCACCUUUGCAAUCUUGAUUCCCUUGUUCCAACAAUUAACCGGGAUGAACGUGUUCGUGUUUUACGCUCCUGUUUUGUUCAAGAGCAUGGGGUUUGGCAACAACGCUUCCCUUAUGUCCGCACUCAUCACUAGCAUCGUUAACUUUUGUGCAACACUUGUUUCCAUUGCCACCGUCGACAAGUACGGAAGGAGGACUCUUUUCCUCUCCGGUGGCCUUCAAAUGUUUCUUUGCCAGCUUGUGAUGACUAUUUCAAUCGCUUCCAAAUUCGGUACGAAUGGGAAUCCGGGUCAACUUCCACUUUGGUUCUCCGUUGUCGUUGUGGUAGCAAUGUGUUUCUACAUAGCCGGUUUUGCAUAUUCAUGGGGUCCUUUGGGCUGGUUGGUUCCUAGUGAGAUAUUCCCACUUGAAAUCCGUCCCGCUGCUCAAAGUAUUACGGUGGCAGUCAACAUGAUCUUCACAUUCGCCAUUGCUCAAGUCUUUACGGCUAUGCUUUGCAACUUGAAGUUCGGACUGUUUAUAUUCUUUGCAUUCUGUGUGGUGGGUAUGAGCAUUUUCAUCUAUAAGUUAUUGCCCGAGACAAAGGGAGUCCCCAUUGAAGAAAUGUUCAUUGUUUGGGAGAACCACCCUUAUUGGGGCAAGCAUGUAGACGACGACAAUGCUUUCCCAAGCCAUGAAAUGGAUGAAAAAGUUUGA
This is a messenger RNA of Hibiscus syriacus, 1575 nucleotides long. RefSeq names its product sugar carrier protein C-like. NCBI's taxonomy places the organism in Eukaryota, Viridiplantae, Streptophyta, Magnoliopsida, Malvales, Malvaceae. Gene Ontology annotation, biological process: monosaccharide transmembrane transport. Gene Ontology annotation, molecular function: monosaccharide transmembrane transporter activity. Bases 1 to 1575 code for a protein of 524 amino acids. Gene Ontology annotation, cellular component: membrane. The transcript has 5 exons. The record is from RefSeq and is a predicted model, not a curated record.